UCAACGACGACGGCGGCCUCAUCCCUGCUCAAGAUGGCGGACGAGGGGCAGCAGCAGCAGGGGGAGGAGGAGGAGGCGGCGGCGACGCCGGCAGCAGCGGCGGCGGCGCGGGCAGCCGCUCAGGCCAAAGCGCGGCCCAAGAAGAUCCAGUUCGCGGACCAACUGCAGGAGCUGAGCAAGCGGCCCAUGAAGACGGGAGUGGCCGCGUUCUCGCGCUCCAUCUCGCAGUCUUCGGCAGACAGCUACAGCUCCGCGUCUUUCUCAGAGAGCGAGGAUGAGGUUUCCCCGAGGGAGAAGCGACAGUCGAACUCCAAGAGCAGCUCAGACUUCUGUGUGAAGAACAUCAAGCAAGCCGAGUUCGGCCGCAGAGAGAUUGAGAUUGCCGAGCAAGAGAUGCCGGCUCUGAUGGCGCUGAGGAAGCGAGCCCAGGGGGACAAGCCCCUGGCUGGAGCCAAGGUGGUCGGCUGCACACACAUCACGGCGCAGGCGGCGGUGCUGAUAGAGACUCUGUGUGCCCUCGGGGCGCAGUGUCGCUGGGCAGCCUGCAACAUCUUCUCCACACACGAUGAAGUGGCGGCUGCGCUUGCGGAGUCCGGCUUCUCGGUGUUUGCUUGGAAGGGAGAGGCAGAGGAUGACUUCUGGUGGUGUAUCGACCGCUGCAUUAACGUAGAGGGCUGGCAACCGAACAUGAUCCUGGAUGACGGCGGGGACCUCACCCACUGGAUGUACAAGCAGUACCCGUCAAUGUUCCGCACUGUGCGGGGCAUCGUGGAGGAGAGUGUCACGGGCGUGCACAGGCUGUACCAGCUGUCCAAGGCCGGCAAGCUGUGCGUGCCAGCUGUCAAUGUUAAUGAUUCGGUCACCAAGCAGAAGUUUGAUAACCUGUACAGCUGCCGGGAGUCCAUUCUUGAUGGUCUCAAACGGACAACAGACAUCAUGUUUGGCAGUAAGCAGGUGGUGGUGUGCGGAUAUGGAGAGGUGGGCAAGGGGUGCUGUGCGGCGCUGAAAGCGCUGGGUGCCGUGGUUUACGUAACGGAGAUGGAUCCAAUAUGUGCCCUGCAGGCCUGCUUAGAGGGCUACCGGAUUGUGAAACUCACGGAGGUCGUGCGUCAAGCAGACAUCAUCAUCACCUGCACAGGCAACAAGAACGUGGUGACGCGAGAGCACCUGGACCGGCUGAAGAACGGCUGCAUCGUGUGCAACAUGGGCCACUCCAACACGGAGAUCGACGUGGCGAGUCUGCGCAGUCCUGAUCUCACGUGGGAGCGAGUGCGAGCUCACGUGGACCAUGUGACUUGGCCCGAUGGAAAGCGCCUCGUUCUGCUGGCCGAGGGCCGUCUCCUGAACCGUAGCAGCUCGAGUGUGCCCUCGUUUGUGCUGUCCAUCACAGCCACCACACAGGCGCUGGCUCUAAUUGAACUGUACAAUGCUCCAGACGGACGCUACAAACAGGAUGUGUAUUUGCUGCCUAAGAAGAUGGACGAGUACGUGGCGAGUCUGCACCUGCCAACAUUUGAUGCUCAUCUCACAGAGCUCACAGACGACCAAGCCAAGUAUCUGGGGAUGAGCAAGAAUGGGCCUUUCAAGCCAAACUAUUACAGAUAUUGACGCAGACCAAGAGGUGGAGCUAACGCCAGGCCGGGCAGCGGAGCGACCUCCUCGGCACGGUGUGCUGCGUCGGCGACCGUAAUCAUGAGCCCCCUGGUGGUGGUUACAAUCAUUCAGCUUAGUGUAACCACCUUCCUCACGCAGCCUCGUCCCCACCGGGGCACCACUGACGCCUACUGUGCUAGUACAAUAGAGAGGUUUGUGUGUUUUUUUUUAUUUGCCAGGACAGAAGACGUGUGUGUGUGUGUGUGGAACACUAUUGAAUAUGUGUUGAAUGAAAACCCCUUCAUCUUUACUGCCAGGACAAAGUGGGUGGCCGGACAUCACCAGACACAUUUGAACCAAGUUAAAUGAAUGUGUUUAUUAUCUCAACACUCAUUCAUGGAGUUGUUGAAACAACCCAAUAUAGGACCACAGAGCUUAGGCAAUUGUCAAUUCUGGCUGCCUUCCUUUCUCGUCUGGGGUUUCCCCGCGCCUUCGCGUUACCGAUUCUGCGACGUCCUGACGCGAUGUGCACCCGUAACGACGCUUUAUACAAAUACAAUAAUUAUCAUUCCUAUUCUCACUCAAACAGCGACAUUUCAUCACAUUUUCAGGGACUAUUACGAAUAUGCAGCAAUGCUUAGUAGUGGAAAAAAUAUUUUAUCAUCGAACGUUUUCACAAAGUGAAAAUGCCUGACCGGGUGUGUUCACGAUUUCGCGGUUAGAUGGAGCACAGCGACGUGCGCAUGUUGUCGUAGAGAGUAGUGUCGCCUUAGCGUGCGUCUCCGUUUCAGUGCUAGCGCUGUGUUUCGCAUUGAGAAGCGAAUUGACUCUUCUGUCAAUGCAAGCUAAGGGCAAAUCAAGUCGCCCUUCUCCCCUGCCAAAAGGGUCAGUGUCUGCCGACGUUACACAAGGUGCGAUUUGUCACAUUUCCAGUGUGUACGUAUGUAAAACUUCUUUCGCACCGUACGUAGACAGCUGUGGUAACCGGAGGUGCGGGCAAAGGACAACAAACUAAGUAUGUAUGUGUGCUGCACUUCUUUCGCACCGAACGUAGCCAACCGUGCUAAUCAGAGGUGCGGAGAAGGACAACAAACUAUGUAUGUAUGUUGAACCUUGGCACCUUACGUAGCCAACCGUGCUAAUCGGAGGUACGACCGGAGGCCUUUGUGCAAUAAUAGAUUGACACAUAACUGAUAGUAACAAUAAGAAUUAUUACACACAUAGCAAGUGAAUUAUCUUGCCUUACUGUGGGAUACGCACUUUGAAAUCAUUAUACUGAUGCAUAUUAGCUUGGGAAGCUUCGCAGAGUCUCAAGACACAAUUUCUGCAGGAUCCUGCUACAUUAGGAUGUUUGGUUAAUUCCAGCAGUGCGAGGUUUGGCUUCUUGUGAGAGGUAAACAGAGAACCUGGAGAAAAGCCAGCACAGAGGAGUGGAUCACACUCAAAGCUCCACCCAGAUGGAUUCAAUAAUCCAUUGCUGUACUGCCAUCUUCUCGCCAGCCCCGACACUACAGCACCUGCUAUUCCCAAGCACCCUCGCGCUCGACCACGAUCCAGGCUCUCGGCCCGACUGCUGGCGGCAAUGUCCAGUCACUGAGCGCAGCGGUCCCCGAAGUGACGAGCAGCACCGAGGGAAACACGCACCCUCCCAUCACAUCACCCCCCAUCUCCCUACCCCAUCACAUCACCCCCUAUAUUCCCAUCACCACCCCACUAUCACCUCCGCCCCCCCCCCCCUCCGUCCCAUCAAAUCGCACCUUGCACGUUGGUUAGCCGCACGCUGGAAUUGCAAUCCAGAGGUCGCCAUUUCCAUGCAGUCUCGCGGUUGGUGCGACAGGUGAUACAAUGGGACAAGUUUCUCUUAUCCCUCCCUGGCCGUUUCAAUCUGGCCAGCAGUAUAAAUAGGCGCACCACAGUCGAUUUUGGCAGGUCGCGUGUGUUGGGGUAAAUUGUGGUUACGCCCACCUCUUCCAAACACGCCUGAUCGGCGUGGACAAGCAGAUCAAUACCAUUCGAGAAUUGCCUCGAGCGGAGGCCAUUCUGCCAAGCAGUGGCGUGAGCGCGCAAUUGCGCGCAUCUCUCCUCGUCAGCCAAUAGCCAGCUGUAGCCUUGUCCGUGCAGCAGGGUCCUGCGUGAGUCCACUGUUCGCCAUCUGUUGUGCGCGCACACGAGGGAAUCGCCGCCACCUCCCCAACAUUACCACAGCCCCGUGGCUGCAGCUCCGCACGAUCCGUAGUGGAUUUAAAUCGCCCGAGUCCACUCUGUUUAACGCGCGGAAACUGCCGGAUGCAGUGGAAUAAUUGCAGCGUAUCAAUUGUGACACUUUGUUUACCCAGAAAAGCCUCACUGAGGGCCUCGAGACUUCCUCCGGAGGGUCCUAUCGUGUUUUCGCAGUGUCGGGCAAAGUCGCGCCGUAUUUCCCAGUUGAGUAGGUUUCAGAGUAAUUUUUCAUAAUUGGGAUAUGCUUCUGGGCGCCCCUGACACGGACGCGCUCCAACACUGAAGCUUGAAAACCCAGGUCUAGUCCUAGCUUCCCGGGAUGAAAGUGGAGCCCCUUUCAGACAUCCACGUGUGCAGGGGCAGCAAUCCGCAGCGCUUUGGUAACGCGUUAUCCGCCGGUUUGCUUCCAGUGCCAAAUUACAUUCACAUUCUGUCACUCGGGGGCGCGCCUCAUAACUCCCGCUUAGAGGUUCUGUGUCAUGCGUGUGCACCUUGGCAUAACGCGUUCUACACUAACGAUUACCAGUGGAGAGUUCAUGCAGCUCAAUUGAGGCAUUGGUACUCGUCCACCGUUUACAGCCCUACAGAGCCGGUGGUGGAAGUUCCACGUUUACCACGAUGGAGGCGAGUCUCUCCGUAGGAUAACCACUGGUAGACUUCGCAACACAGUUGUUGAUGUUUUACAGACCCGGAACGGAUGAUGGGCCGAGUCAACCCGCCGCCCCCAAACCGCAAUGUGAACUCGCAACAUUCAGAUUGUGAGCCACGCUCUGAGCCACCGGGCUCGUUUCAAUGGCCAGCAAAUUGCAUAUUUCUACACGUCCAAAAUCGUGGCCCAACGCACCGAACAAUAUACCCAGCGCUUCUGCUAGACCCCCACAUCUGGUAUAUAAUUGACACCUAAGCUAAGCUCUGUGCCUCCUGCAGUAAUUCACUGCACAAAAACCCUCCACCGUGAAAAUUACAUUCGCAUCUCCCUGUAGGAUGACAUCGCCCUGCGCACACACUCGGGGAAAGCGGUGUGGCCCCUUGCGAAUGUGGCGCGGCUUGGCGUGUGACGGUGAAUCCGUGGGGUCGCAGUGGGUGCAGUGCUGGGCGGGCGGGUCGGGCGCGCACCUUCGGCAACUCGGCUUGCUUUGCGUUGCGACAGAAUCGCGAUUGCGCGGGCGUUUUUGCAACCAGAGACGCGAGUUCCAAAGCUUGGGUCGCGAUUUAAACGACGUAGGCAGACAUCUGCGUGCCACGGGAAUGGCGUGUGGGCCCGAGUCCUGGCCGCAGGUCGCCUUGGCCGCCGUGACGGCGCGCGCAGCUCUUGUCACAAGGCGCGCCAGGGAUGUGGGUGGGUUGCGUUUCGACGCUCGGGGAUUUCGCAUUGCAAACGCUUGAUAAUGGACUCGUCAAUAGCGCCGUGGUCCUGAAUAUGAAAAGUGUAUACUGUACUGGAUUAGGCGACGUUUCGGGCAGUGGCCCUUCACAGCACACACGGUUAAUGUGUUGCACAUCCAGCGCGCUCGAGGCAAAGGGACGCUGGCUUUAUUGGUUCGCCCCUAAAAAGAAAAGGACAAUGACAUGAACCGCGACGUGUGUACACCAGAGCCGUGUUGGAGCGAUUCCGGUCCCAUUUGCGUGCAACCACUAAAUACCAACGCCUCUGUUUACGGGCAAGAAUCAAACGCGCCACGAUGCGCAAAGGUGCGAUUUGGGGUGGGAGGGGGAGGGUAUCAAUUUGCCCAAAAUGUUUAAUUAUCACGAUGAUUGCGUAAAAAUCGGAAAUACUUCCCGUCGACAGUGUCUCGCGUCAUGAGGAUCUUGACGAGUACAGUUCCGUUGUUACUGUGUCUGCAAAUAAACACGGCUAUUGCACUCGCGCGUAAA
Molecule: messenger RNA, 5688 nt
Organism: Petromyzon marinus (sea lamprey)
Lineage: Eukaryota; Metazoa; Chordata; Hyperoartia; Petromyzontiformes; Petromyzontidae
Product: S-adenosylhomocysteine hydrolase-like protein 1
Biological process (GO): L-methionine cycle
Cellular component (GO): cytosol
Source: RefSeq, a predicted model, not a curated record